UUCAAAUCUUAUUCAUCUCAUGAAUGAGACGAGGACAAAGUGCUCAGGAGCCCACAAACUGCAGGCUGAGUAUCCAAGUAAUCUUUCAACAUGCCGGAGAUGAACUGCACCUUCGCUGCUCUUUUCACAACCAGUGCGUCACUUUUCAGUGACGUGGGCUGCCCCGAGGCUGCUGUGGCGUGUGGGAUGAACAUCUCCUGGGUUUUGGCUAACGCUACUGCACAAGAUCUGGAUGAGAUGUGUUUGAGCGAGGACGAGUUCCUGGCUCGGCACCUGGGACCUCCGAGGUCCCCCGUGUUCCUUCCGGUCUGCAUCACCUACCUCGCCAUCUUCAUUGUGGGUGUGCUGGGCAAUGCUCUCACCUGCACGGUCAUUCUGCGCUACAAGGUGAUGCAGACGCCCACCAACUACUACCUGCUGAGCCUGGCGGUGUCAGACCUGCUGGUGCUGGUGCUGGGCAUGCCGUUGGAGCUCUACGACAUGUGGCAGAACUACCCCUUCCUGCUCGGGGAGGAGGGUUGCUACUUCAAAAUCUUCCUGUUUGAGACCGUCUGCUUCGCCUCCAUCCUCAACGUCACGGCGCUCAGCGUGGAGCGCUACGUGGCAGUGGUGCACCCCCUCAAAGUUAAACACAUGACCACACGUGCUCACGUUAAAAGGGUCAUCCUAAUGCUGUGGGGGCUGUCCAUGCUGUGUGCAGUGCCAAACACCAGUCUGCAUGGGAUUGUGUCGCUGCCUCCAAGAUUUGGACGACAUUUUCCCCGAUCUGCCAUCUGCCAUCUGAUCAGGCCCACCUGGAUGUACAACCUGAUCAUCCUGAUUUCCACGUUGGCCUUCUUCCUGCUGCCCAUGCUGAUCAUCAGCGUCCUCUACCUGCUCAUUGGCUUGCAGCUGCACAGGGAGAGGAUGAUAACUGUGGUGGACACCAGGUGUAGCUUCGGACCCGGAGGUCUCUCCAGGUCGCAUGAGCAGAAGUUGAACAAACGCAACCUGCAAGUCACCAAAAUGCUGUGUGUGCUGGUGGUUGUGUUCGGCCUUUGCUGGGCUCCCUUCCACGUGGACCGCUUGAUGUGGAGCUACAUCGACCCCUCGUCCGAGCAACACCUGCAGGUCUUCGAGCACGUCCACGUGGUUUCCGGAGUCUGCUUCUACCUGAGCUCUGCUAUCAACCCCAUCCUCUACAACCUCAUGUCCACCAGGUUCAGGGAAAUGUUCAGUCGCUUCACUUGUUAUUCAAAGAGCUGGUCGGCACGCUCCAGCUUACAGAUGACCCAACGCAGCACCGUAAGCGAGAAAACACCCAAUGUUAUGAAGCGUAGGUCUACUUAGUCUGGGCCAAAGGGGUCCAAGGACAUAUACAUGGAUGGGUGACUAAUUGAAGGGAACAUUGGUGUGAACGAAUGCACACAAAAUGAGCAUGGAUGGAUUACUGAGCAGGCA
This is a messenger RNA of Centropristis striata (black sea bass), 1440 nucleotides long. Its product is annotated as neuromedin-U receptor 1-like. The transcript has 4 exons. Gene Ontology annotation, cellular component: plasma membrane. NCBI's taxonomy places the organism in Eukaryota, Metazoa, Chordata, Actinopteri, Perciformes, Serranidae. The coding region runs from base 91 to 1329 and encodes 412 amino acids. The record is from RefSeq and is a predicted model, not a curated record. Gene Ontology annotation, molecular function: neuromedin U receptor activity. Gene Ontology annotation, biological process: G protein-coupled receptor signaling pathway.